This is a messenger RNA of Harpia harpyja (harpy eagle), 7002 nucleotides long. RefSeq names its product pericentriolar material 1 (gene PCM1). Gene Ontology annotation, biological process: centrosome cycle; microtubule anchoring at centrosome; protein localization to centrosome. NCBI's taxonomy places the organism in Eukaryota, Metazoa, Chordata, Aves, Accipitriformes, Accipitridae. The coding region runs from base 1128 to 6689 and encodes 1853 amino acids. The record is from RefSeq and is a predicted model, not a curated record. The transcript has 35 exons. Gene Ontology annotation, cellular component: ciliary basal body; centrosome; centriole.
AUUGUUGUGAUAGUGUCAUAAUCUGCAGUUCAAUUAAAAAAUAGUAAAUCCCCAAACACUCUGUUCAGGAGGUGUUCGUGCAUGUGUAGAUUGUUUUAAUUAUUUUUUUUUUUAAUAUGGGGAAAAAAUUAAUGAUUCUGUCACGACAACAAUAUUAUCUUGAUUAGUUUUUAAAAAAUCUUUAGUCUUUCUUGAAAGUAAAAUGACAGGUUAAAUAUUUACUUUGGCAGAGCAUCAGCUGGUUUGGUGUAGGAAGAAAUAGUUUUCUACACAAUAUUUCAUCUAUAAGUUUGUUUCUGUUAGUGGGGAAAACUUGCUGGAGUUGGGUUAGGAGAGGGUUAGAAAUGAGUAUUAGUGGGCCAUUGCCCAAACAUGUUUCUAGUGAUAUGAUAGAAGUAUUGACCUAACACAGAAGUUUGUUUCGUUCUUUUGGAGAUGAGCACCUUUUAGAAAAUGUGCUCUGAAUUUAGUUGAGAUACGCAGACAAUCUUCCUUUCCAUUUAUAAAAGCUUUUAUAUUAAUGUGGUAAACAAUUCUUGUAGUAGAUACAAAAACUUAUGUUUUACAUCUUCCAAUACUACUAUACUGAGGAAGAGUACUAGAGAGCUGGUACUCUUUUGGCCAGUUAGUACACUGAAUGUUCUACAGAUGAGGAGAGUUUACGUGCUUGGAAGUAAAACAGCAGUUAAAACAUUAAGAAGUUUUUUUAAUAAUUUUUAGCUUUGGAAGAACUCUUUCUAUCCGUGUGAAGAAAUUAAAUGAUGGACAUGGAAGAUGUACUUUUAAUUUUUAAAAUAAACUAAUGGAAAAAUGCAGAAAAAGACCAGUACAGUUUUUAGGAAGUAUGCAUGUAAACUUGCAUUUUUCUUCAUCUUUGCAAAAUGGGGUUUAGUUUUAUGUUUGGCUUUUCAUUUUGCAUCUAAUUUCUCUGUAUAUGCAGCUUAAAUAUACUACAUGCAGAAUGAAUACUUCUAGUCUUAUAAGGUUGGUUUGCUAUAUGGAGCCUUAUUGUCACAAAGAUUCCUAAGAAUGACUAAAAAUGUUUUUGCUUUUUAGUAGAUUUUAUUUGAUACUAGUUUUCAUUAUUCGACAAGGUACAAGUGGGUAGGUUUGUAACUUAAAAAUGCAUGCUAAGUUGGAGCACAUGUUCAAAAUCUAACAUACUAAACUAUUUAAUAAAGGAGGUAUCUUUUAGUUUGAGCAUUCGGCCCUGCAUUGAGGACAAACUAGGGAAUUCAGCUUCACAGGAACAGGUUACAGACAUUGAUGUUACAGCAAGCCCUAAAGGGAAAAGUGACAGAGCUGCCCUGAAUGACAGGGAAAUGUGGCCUUGUAGGAUUAAUAGCCAAGAACAUGGAUUGUCUUCAAAAGCCAGGGAUCCUCAACAGGAGGCUAAAGAGGAGUUGGAGAACUUGAAGAAGCAGCAUGAUUUAUUGAAAAGGAUGCUGCAACAGCAGGAGCAAUUGAAGGCUCUUCAAGGAAGACAGGCAGCUCUUCUUGCUUUGCAGCAUAAAGCAGAGCAAGCAAUUGCUGUCAUGGAUGAUUCUGUUGUAACAGAGACUACAGGUAGUGUUUCAGGAGUAAGCCUUACAUCAGAGUUGAAUGAAGAAUUGAAUGACUUAAUUCAGCGCUUUCACAACCAACUUCAUGAUUCUCAGACACAAUCUGUGCCAGACAAUAGAAGGCAAGCAGAAAGUCUUUCACUUACCAGAGAGAUUUCACAAAGCAGAAACUCUUCAAUGUCCGAACACCUGUCAGAUGAGAAGGUGCAGCUUUUUAACAAGAUGAGAGUGUUGCAGGGUAAAAAGCAAAAAAUGGACAAACUGUUAGGAGAACUUCAUACGCUUCGUGACCAGCAUCUAAAUAACUCCUCUUUUUUUCCUGGUUCAGGUUCUCCUCAAAGGAGUAUUGAUCAAAGAAGUACAACUUCAGCUGCUUCUGGUCCUGCAGGCAUAGUGACUGUUGUCAAUGGUGAAUCAAAUAGCCUGGCAUCUGCUCCCUAUCCUCCUGAUUCCCUGGUUUCUCAGAAUGAGAGUGAAGAGGAUGACAAUCUAAAUCCAACAGAAAAGCUUCAGAAGCUAAAUGAAGUUCGUAAGAGGCUGAAUGAGUUACGUGAGUUAGUUCACUACUAUGAGCAAACAUCUGAUAUGAUGACAGAUGCUGUGAAUGAAAACACUAAGGAAGAGGAAGAAACAGAAGAAUCAGAAAGUGAUUCUGAACAAGAGGAUCCACAGCCUGUUACAAAUAUUAGAAACCCUCAAGGAAUCAGUAGUUGGAGUGAAUUAAAUAGCAACUCGAACGUACAGUGUGGUACUAAUAACAGAGAUGGAAGACAUCUUAAUACAGACUGUGAAAUAAAUAACCGAUCUGCUGCUAAUAUAAGGACUCUCAAAAUGUCUUCUGCUCUAGACUGUCAUAAUAGGGAGGGUGAAAAAGACAUCGACCUACCCCAAGGUGAAGAUGAUGAAGUGGAAGAAGAUAGAGUUAGUGAAGAUUCCAUAUCUAGUCACAGAAGCAGCCUGGGUGAUGCUGCUGGCGAUGCUGAGUUUGAGCAGAAGAUCAAUAGGCUUAUAGCUGCAAAACAGAAACUUAGACAAUUACAAAACCUUGCUGCUAUGGUGCAGGAUGAUGAUCCAGAACCUCAAGCAACAAUUGCAAAUGCACCUAAUAUUGGUGACUUGUUUUUGGGUGAGGUGGAAGAGACAAAACAACAACCAAACAAUGUCCGAGCUAAUACCAACAAAUUACAAAAAGAUGUAGAACUAAAUGAAAAAGCAAGAGAGAAGUUUUAUGAAGCUAAACUUCAGGAGCAGCAACAGGAGCUUAAGCAGUUACAAGAAGAAAGAAGAAAACUGAUUGAAAUUCAAGAAAAAAUACAAGUGUUACAGAAAGCUUGCCCUGACCUUCAAUUGUCAGCUGGCCUGGGUAACUGCCCAGCAAAUAGGCAGACUUCACCAGCAACCUCAACUCCAGCCAUGAAUGAGUGUAACACAGCUGGCAAGCCUUUACUUGAAUUUGAUGAAUCUGUACCAGUAGGCAAUGAGUUAUGGUCUGAGAUGAGAAGACAUGAGAUUUUAAGAGAAGAAUUGCGACAGAGGAGAAAGCAACUUGAAGCUCUAAUGGCUGAACAUCAGAGGAGGAGAGAGCUCGCAGAAACAAUAUCUACUGUUGCUGCAUCUGUUAAAAGUGAAGGAUCAGAAGCUCAGCGUACUCCACAGCAGAGUAGGACUGAAAAGACAAUGGCUACCUGGGGAGGUUCUACCCAGUGUGCACUAGAGGAGGAGAAUGGAGAUGAAGACGGUUAUCUCUCUGAUGCAGUUGGUCAGGCAGAAGAAGAGGAAGAAGAUGCGUCAAGUUUGAAUGACAGUUUCUCUAUGUAUCCCAAUAACAACAUACCAGAUAAUGCAUAUUUUGUUAAAGAAAACAAGGAUAGGUGGAAAAAUUGCCGUCCUCUUUCAGCAGAUGGGAAUUACCGGCCAUUGUCUAAGGCCAGGCAACAGCAAAACAUAAGUAUGCGACGUCAGGAAAACCUUCGGUGGAUGUCUGAACUUUCAUAUGUGGAAGAAAAGGAACAAUGGCAAGAGCAGAUCAAUCAGUUGAAGAAACAGCAUGAAUUUAGUGUCAGCAUUUGUCAAACUUUGAUGCAGGAUCAGCAGACCCUCUCUUGUCUACUACAAACUUUGCUUACAGGCCCUUACAGUAUGAUGCCCAAUAAUGUUGCAUCCUCACAAGUACAUCUUAUUAUGCAUCAAUUAAACCAGUGUUACACUCAACUGACUUGGCAGCAGAAUAACGUCCAAAGGUUGAAACAAAUGUUAAAUGAUCUUAUGCGCCAGCAAGAACAACAACAGUGUCAAGAGAAGCCAUCAAGAAAGGAGAGAGGCAGUAGUGCACCACCACCUCCAUCUCCUGUUUUCUGUCCAUUCAGCUUUCCUCCACAACCUGUGAACCUGUUUAACAUACCAGGAUUUACUAAUUUUUCUUCCUUUGCUCCAGGUAUUAACUAUAAUCCAGUGUUCCCUUCUGGUUUUGGAGAUUUUGCACACAGUAUGUCCCCACACAGCAGUGAGCCGCAGCAGCAAGAACAUCCUCUAGAUCAUAAUGCUUCUGGGAAAACUGAGUAUAUGGCAUUCCCCAAACCUUUUGAAAGCAGUUCCUCUAAUGGAGCAGAAAAACAAAGAAGGAGUCAUAGACAACCUGAAGAAGAAAUGGAAAAAAGAGCAACUUGGCUUAAUGAUAGCCAGGAACUGAAAAAAGAUGAUCAGUCUCAGCUGAAAUCAGGUUUUGCAGUUUCAGUACAAAACAUUGCUUCUGGUCAUAAAAAUCAGUCUGAUAUGAGCAGGAGAAGAGAGUUUGAUGAAGAGUCUUUGGAGAGUUUUAGUAGCAUGCCUGAUCCUGUAGACCCAACUACUGUGACAAAGACAUUUAAAUCUAGAAAAGCAUCAGCGCAAGCAAGCUUGGCAUCAAAAGAUAAAACACCCAAAUCGAAGAAUAAGAGGAAGAGUUCUUCUCAGCUAAAAGGCAGAAUUAAAAAUACUGGUUAUGAAAGUGCAAGUGCUUCUAGUGUGUGUGAACCCUGCAAGAGCAAUAAAAGCAGACACUCUGAAGAGGUUGUUCAUGCAAAGGUGUUCAGCAAAAGGAAUCGGGAACAAUUGGAAAAAAUAAUUAAAUACAGUAGAUCUACAGAAAUGUCUUCAGCGCAUGCUAGGAGAAUUCUGCAGCAGUCUAACAGAAAUGCAUGCAUUGAAGUGCCAGAAACUGGUAGUGAUCUUUCUAUGUUUGAAGCUUUGCGAGACACAAUUUAUUCUGAAGUGGCAACUCUUAUUUCUCAAAAUGAGUCUCGUCCCCACUUUCUUAUUGAACUUUUCCAUGAGCUUCAGCUGCUAAAUACAGAUUACCUGAGGCAAAGGGCUCUAUAUGCUUUACAGGAUAUAGUGACCAGACAUCUGUCUGAGAACAAUGAAAAGGGGAAGUGCACAAAAUCACUCAAUUCUGCAACAUGGAUGGCAUCAAAUUCUGAACUCACUCCCAGUGAAAGCCUUGCUUCUACAGAUGAUGAAACUUUUGGCAAGAACUUUUCUACAGAAGCAUGUCAAGAUUGUGAACAAAAUGAUGCAGACAAUGGGAGUACUAUGUCUACAUCUUCAAAUUUUGAACCCUUUGCCACUGAUGACCUUGGCAACACAGUGAUUCACUUAGAUCAAGCUUUGGCUAGGAUGAGGGAAUAUGAGCGUAUGAAAAUUGAAGCUGAAAGUACCCUUGACUCUGAGGGCUGCUCUAGUAAUUUUCAGGUUGCUUCUGCUGCUAAAUUAGAAGGUCCAGGUACCAGUGAAUGUCUUCCUGUGCCACAGUCAAGUGAAGUUUCUGCUGUUCCAUGUCCUCGUAUAGAUACUCAGCAGCUUGACCGGCAGAUUAAAGCAAUUAUGAAAGAGGUCAUUCCUUUUCUGAAGGAACACAUGGAUGAAGUAUGUUCUUCUCAAUUAUUGACAUCAGUAAGACGUAUGGUCUUGACUCUAACACAACAGAACGAUGAAAGUAAAGAAUUUGUGAAGUUCUUUCAUAAGCAGCUUGGCAGUAUACUUCAGGAUUCACUGGCGAAAUUUGCUGGUAGGAAAUUAAAAGACUGUGGGGAGGAUCUUCUUGUGGAGAUCUCUGAAGUAUUAUUUAAUGAAUUAGCCUUUUUUAAACUCAUGCAAGACUUGGACAACAACAGUAUUUCUGUAAAGCAGAGAUGUAAAAGAAAAAUAGAAACUACUGAAGUGAUACAGUCUUAUGCUAAAGAGGCAAAAAAAGGUCUCCAGGUGGAUGUUUGUUCAUCUGCUGAAGAUGUCGAUGAGGACAAAGACAAGGAUGAGACUGAAACUGUUAAACAAGUACAGGACUCAAAAAUGUAUGAUGGUAAUGGAGUUCCUGAAAGUAUUAGGUCUGAUGUGUCUGAUCAAGAGGAAGAUGAGGAAAGUGAAAGCGGUCCACUGGCAAUAAGUUUGUCAAAAGCAGAAACCCAAGCUCUGACUAACUAUGGCAGUGGAGAAGAUGAGAAUGAAGAUGAAGAUAUAGAAUUUGAGGAAGGACCUGUUGAUGUGCAGACAUCACUACAAGCCAGCAGUGAAACAACAACUGAAAAUGAACAGAAUUCAAACCAAGAAUUGAGUAAGACAAAAAGCAGUGAGAUUUUGUCAUCAGAACAAGAAUCUGUUAAAGGUGAACAAGAAGCUACAAUGUUGCCUCAUUACCUCAAUGCCAUGGAGAAUACACCACCUUUAACAGUCAAUACCCCAGAAUCCUUUAUAACAGCCAGUAUGAAAACAGAAGAAUCAAGCUCAUCGCUACCAGUAAAUGAAACUCAAACACUAGAUAUGUGUGUAGGAAACAAAUCUGCUGCAAGUUCUGAAAGCUCCAUGGCUGGCAGCCCCGAUACGGAGUCACCUGUGUUGGUGAAUGAAUAUGAAGCUGGUUCUGGAAAUGUCAGUCAAAAAUCUGAUGAAGAUGACUUUGUGAAAGUUGAAGACUUGCCCCUUAAACUUGCAGUAUAUUCAGAGGCAGAUUUAAUGAAGAAAAUGGCAACAGAGGCUCAAACCAACAGUUUGUCUGAUGAAUUACUGGAUGGAGGUGGAGCUCAAGAUCAAGAAUUAGUAGGAGAUGCCCAAACUUUGAAAGAACCUGAAACUUUUGGAGGUCAAAGUGCAUGAGAAUAACCUGAAGAGAUAUCUGCAUUUAUAAACUCCAUGUAUACAAAUGCAUAUGGAAGAUCAGCACUAAUUUCCCAGAAUUCUGGAAGUGUAUAAAAAUGUAAAAUUUUGACACACUGCCUCUUAGGAUAGGUAUGCUCACUUCUGCCUGUGGCAGUUGGAACAGCUGGAACUGAAUCUUCUUCUGUUCAGUUUUGCUGCACUGUUCUUCUUCUGUCUUAAUCUUUUUUUUUAUUUUUUAUUGUGACUUGUUUAAUAAUUUUAAAAUUGUUCAAAAUGGUAGUUUUAAAUAAAGUUUGGACUUGUCUGUAAA